Molecule: messenger RNA, 308 nt
Organism: Neogale vison (American mink)
Lineage: Eukaryota; Metazoa; Chordata; Mammalia; Carnivora; Mustelidae
Product: acyl-CoA-binding domain-containing protein 7-like
Exons: 4
Coding region: 24-278 (84 amino acids)
Biological process (GO): fatty acid metabolic process
Molecular function (GO): fatty-acyl-CoA binding
Source: RefSeq, a predicted model, not a curated record
GCAGUAGCUGAGUGGGUGUCACCAUGUCUUUGCAGGCUGAUUUUGAUAGGAUCACAAAAGAUGUGAGGAAGCUGAAAACAAGACCAGAUGAUGAAGAACUGAAAGAACUCUAUGGGCUGUACAAACAAGCUAUAGUUGGAGACAUUAAUAUUGAGUGUCCAGGAAUGUUAGAUUUAAAAGGCAAGGCUAAAUGGGAAGCGUGGAAAGUCCAAAAAGGGCAGUCGAAGGAAGAUGCCAUGAGUGCCUAUAUAUCUAAAGCAAAAGAGCUGAUAGAAUAAUAUGGAAUUUAAAAUUCAACUAUGAGAAGG